AUGAGGUGUAUCUCCUCGGUCUCGUAUAAUAUUAUUGCAAGUGGCCAAGACUUCGAUCCCAUUAUCCCUUCGAGAGGUUUGAGACAAGGUGAUCAUUUGUCUCCUUACCUUUUUAUUUUGUGUGCGGAAGGACUCUCACUUUUGAUUAAAGAUUAUGAGAGGUUGGGGAAGGUUCGUGGUUGUAAGGUAGCAAGGGGAGCUCCUAUAAUUUCACACAUGUUCUUUGCGGAUGACACUUAUGUUUUUUGCAAAGCAAAUGAGGAGGCUGCAUGUAAUGUUAUGGAAUUAUUGAGUUAUUUUCAGCAAGCUUCAAGGCAGCAGGUUAAUGUGCUUAAAUCUUCUAUAUUUUUUAUCUCUAAUACUAGAGCUGAAGAUCGAACAAGGGUGUGCUCAAGAAUGGGGAUUUCUGAAGCAGGGGAUAAUAGUACUUACUUGGGGCUGCCUAAUAUUGUGGGGAGAAAUAAGACGACUUUGUUGGGAUUUCUUAAGGAAAGAUUAAGGAAGAAGAUUCAAGGAUGGGAGGGUCGUUUCUUAUCCAAAGCGGGUAAGGAACUCCUUAUUAAAACUGUUGCUCAAUCUCUCCCUAGUUAUGCAAUGAAUGUUUUCUUGCUAACUAAGAAAAUUUGUAAUGAAAUGGAACAGAUGAUGUGCAACUUUUGGUGGAAAUCUUCAUCUAAGGAUAGCAAAGGAAUUCAUUGGAAGAGAUGGGACCGUCUGACUUUACAUAAAUUGAAAGGAGGCAUGGAGUUUAGAAACCUGCGAGAUUUCAAAGUAAGUCUACUUAGUAAACAAGGUUGGAGGCUUCUUUCUCGGCCUGAUUCCCUUGUGGCUCGGUUAUUCAAAGCACGAUACUACUCCAGAGGUGAUUUCUUAUCUGCUGAAUUGGGUCAUAAUCCGAGUUUCGUAUGGCGUAGCAUCUUUGAGGCUAAAGAUCUAGUAAAGGCAUGGGCAAGGGUUCGAAUUGGAAAUGGAGCAAAGACUAGAAUCUUAGAUGAUCCGUGGCUGCCUGAUGAGGAUAAUCCGAGAAUAAUUUCCACACAUCCUGCUCUUGUUGAUCAAAGAGUUCAAGCAUUAAUGGUGACUAGACAUUAUGAAUGGGAUGUUGAGUUGAUAAAUGAUGUGAUGAGUGCUCGAGAUGCUGCAAUUAUUCUUAGUAUCCCAUUAAACCCAAGUAGACAAAGUGAUGCGUGGUUUUAG
This is a messenger RNA of Cannabis sativa, 1197 nucleotides long. RefSeq lists its product as uncharacterized. The transcript has a single exon. The record is from RefSeq and is a predicted model, not a curated record. Lineage: Eukaryota; Viridiplantae; Streptophyta; Magnoliopsida; Rosales; Cannabaceae. Bases 1 to 1197 code for a protein of 398 amino acids.